This is a messenger RNA of Panicum virgatum (switchgrass), 1209 nucleotides long. Its product is annotated as expansin-B3-like. The transcript is spliced from 4 exons. Gene Ontology annotation, biological process: sexual reproduction. Lineage: Eukaryota; Viridiplantae; Streptophyta; Magnoliopsida; Poales; Poaceae. Gene Ontology annotation, cellular component: extracellular region. The record is from RefSeq and is a predicted model, not a curated record. Bases 109 to 924 code for a protein of 271 amino acids.
GCGUGCCCGUUCCUGACCAUCCCAGCGCACAACUUCUUCUCCUGCCUGCCCUCCCAAGCUUGCGAGCUUGUCCGGCUUAGCUUGUAGCAGCGCUACCUAGCUAGUAAGAUGGCAUCCGCCAUGAUCGCCACGAAGGUGGCCUCACUUGCUGCCGCACUGAUCUUCUCCCUCCUUGUCUCGUACGGCUCGUGCGCUAGGCCGCCGCCGGUGAACCUUAACGCCUCCGCCUUCACCGCCGACCCCAACUGGGAGGCCGCCAGGGCCACCUGGUACGGCGCGCCCACCGGCGCCGGACCAUACGACGACGGUGGCGCCUGUGGAUUCAAGAACGUGAACCUGCCGCCGUUCUCGUCCAUGACGUCCUGCGGCAACCAGCCCCUGUUCAAGGACGGCAAGGGCUGCGGCUCCUGCUACCAGAUACGAUGCACCAAACACGCUGCCUGUUCCGGCAACGCGGAGACGGUGAUCAUCACCGACAUGAACUACUACCCGGUGGCCAAGUACCACUUCGACCUCAGCGGCACGGCCUUCGGUGCCAUGGCCAAGCCCGGCCGCAACGAAGAGCUCCGCCACGCCGGCAUCAUCGACAUCCAGUUCAAGAGGGUGCCCUGCAACUACCCCGGGCAGAAGGUGACCUUCCACGUCGAGGAGGGCUCCAACCCCAUGUACCUGGCGGUGCUCGUCGAGUUCGAGGACGGCGACGGCGACGUGGUGCAGGUGGAUCUGAUGGAGGCCAACUCGAGGUCUUGGGCGCCGAUGCGCGAGUCCUGGGGAUCCAUCUGGAGGAUGGACUCCAACCACCGGCUGCAGGCGCCCUUCUCGCUGCGCGUCACCAACGAGUCCGGCAGGAAGCUGGUGGCCAGCCGGGUCAUCCCGGCUAACUGGGCGCCCAAUAACUACUACCGCUCCAUCAUCCAGUAUUAGCCCUGCUACUGCGUGCAUGCGCUCUGUAAUUCCGGCGUCAUUGGCCGGCUUAAUUGUAUAUCAUCGCUGCGUUUACUAGGUAGCACUCCAGUAAUUAAGUGAGGCGCCGGAAGCCCGGCAAUGCCGCCCGUAGGUGUUGUGUUUCAGCAAGUGUUGGCAGAGUAGGAGAUGAGGAGGCCAGUUUGGAUGUGCUUUCUCGCCCAGUGCCAAUGUAUUUUUCAAUGUGAUCAAGACUAUAAUUGGAAACUGGUUCUGUGUGGCAUUCAGAACGGACACGCUUCGCCA